This is a messenger RNA of Alternaria metachromatica, 1398 nucleotides long. RefSeq lists its product as uncharacterized. NCBI's taxonomy places the organism in Eukaryota, Fungi, Ascomycota, Dothideomycetes, Pleosporales, Pleosporaceae. The coding region runs from base 1 to 1398 and encodes 465 amino acids. The transcript has a single exon. The record is from RefSeq and is a predicted model, not a curated record.
AUGGCCAUUUCGACCGAGGUUCUCGCAAUUCCCAGACCGUCUACCGCGCUCGAUUCCACUAACAGCUCAGUAUCGACCACUGCGUCUGAAGUAGAGCUUGAGAUUAGCCAUCCUUCUCCAAGCCUAAGUAUCAACAAUACAGCUAAUGAAGCACUAGACGACCUAGCUGACCUCCCACCUCUCCCCUCUCUAACCCACGAUGAAAUCGAAGAUCUAGAUCCAACAUAUCCAGACUACCGCGCAACAAUCCAUUACUACACCCUCUCCCCCAGCGGCACACUAACCCAAGAAACGCACCCCACCCCCGUAUCCCGUACAUCUGUCCUCCUCUCCCUAGAAUACUUCUACACUCUGCGCGAACACCUAACCGCUAGCAUAUCCAUCUUGGAAACGUACCCAGGGACUUCGCUGGUAGGUGUAAACGACACAGAGGCGACCCCUUCAAACGUCCCGUGGGAAGACACUGUCACCGGCGUAGUAGCCCCCAAUGCACACACCCAAAGCGACUCGCGCAGAGACUCCAGAUCCGAGCGCGAAGCCUUGGAUACUACAAUACGCAAGUCUCCUUCCUUCACGGAGUUGGAAAGAGUCCAGAAUGAGUUUGCCAUGCACCACAUCGCCAUUAACGAAAACCUCCGCGCUGCGAAUAGUGGCUGGGCGUGUCAGUCUUUUGGCCUACCGGAUCCCAUGGGCGCGGCGAGUGAUAUUAGACAUGAUAGGAACUAUUUCGCGCAUAUAUUCCCUACCCCGACUGGUAAGGGUAUUCAGUUCGAGUGGGCGGUUAAGAGAAAGGCGGAAGAGUAUGGGAAACUGUUGGGGUUUGUGGAGGACGGUAUUUGUGUUCUUCAGGCUCAGCUGGAUGAUCCGGGGAUAUGGGUUUCGUUGGAGAGUAUAGAGAGGGAGAGGGUGGAGAGGGAGGCGCGGGAAGAGGAGGAGAGGCUGGGUAGGGAGGGUGCGGAGCAGGACGACGAUGAAGAGGGUGUGUACGAGCAAGAAGACGAUGUGGAGUGCAUAGAGCCGACACAGUCGACGUUCUCGCGUGUUUUCAACGGCCUGGGCGGCAACGCAGUCGCCCGGUAUUGCUUUCUUUUCGGCGUCGUGCGUAACGCUGGGUCGAGAUUGUGGGCCUGGUUGGGUGAGAUGUUGGAGGAGGCUGACGCUGUUGCUCUACGCAGGGCUGGAGAAGGGGUACCUGGGGAUUGUGGAGAAGGAGAUGACUGGGCGAGUCGAGAGGACAGGAUUGGAGAUGACGAGUGCAGGAGUCAAGAGUACAAGACCGAAGACGGCGACUGCAGGAGUCAAGAGUACGAGGUUGGAGAUGACGAGUGCCAUGGAAGUCGUACGCUAGACGCGCAACCGUCACGGCCGGAUAGCGGCUGGGGUGACCCGCAAUGGUAG